GGAUGCAUUCUCUACUGUUCCCUCCUUCCAGAUAAAAGCUAUGACUAUGUUUUGGAGCCAUCCCCGGUUGCCCUGCCUCUAAUCCAGCCUCAGCAGACCAGGGUGGUCCAGGUGUCCUGUGGUCGGGCCCAUUCCCUGAUCCUCACCGACCAGGAAGGAGUGUUCAGCAUGGGGAACAACGCGUACGGCCAGUGUGGGAGGAGCAUCAUUGAUGAGGAGGUCUACAGGUCGGUGGUUGCUCCUAAAAAUAUGUUUUCCACAGAGAAAGCACCUUUACCAUGCAGACGACUGGAUUAUUUCUAAAGAAUCCCAGAAAGAACUGUCCUUUUUGACGUAAUUUAAAGGAUUUUAUUUCCUUGCUUCCUAAACUUGCUGCAUGGCAGCAGUGCUAAUGAGAAGGAUCUUUAAAUUAACAUUAUUGCCAGAGAUAAAUAAUCUGCGUAGAUGCAGUUUUCUAAUAUUUUCAUUUAUUUAGCCUGUCUGAUGAUGCUGCUAGAAGUACACUAGGAGACCGUAUACUUUGUUGUGAGAAAUGCAAGGGGUGGUUUAUGAUAAGAUUUGGGGAAAUGUAUAUAAAACUAAUUUAGAUCCAAUAAAUAAACAUUAGAAAAGAGUUAGAAUAAUAAAUGGAGGUGGACACUGUGAUUCUACAAGAACAUUUCUGGACAUUAUAUAUUAAAAAACAUUAGAAAUUAUGUUACGAGUGGUAAAUAAGUCAAUCCCUGUUUGCAUUUAAAAAAAU
Messenger RNA from Cyprinodon variegatus (sheepshead minnow), 742 nucleotides. Its product is annotated as Williams-Beuren syndrome chromosomal region 16 protein-like. The annotation marks the transcript as partial. The transcript has 2 exons. Lineage: Eukaryota; Metazoa; Chordata; Actinopteri; Cyprinodontiformes; Cyprinodontidae. The record is from RefSeq and is a predicted model, not a curated record.